GGAGGCGGAGCAGGAUGGCACUCUCAGUCUUAGAUCCCUCCAGAGCCGCGUACGGCACCUCGCUGCCGCCCAGGUUCGGCCCUCCCUAGCCAUGGCGCUGCUGGGCCUGUCACUGCUGUUCGCCUCCGCCGUCUACCUCGUUCUCUGGAAGCCGCCUUUGCUGCAGACCUUGCUAGCCCUGUGGCGUGGUGACCCCCGAAUCCAGCAGCCCCCUACGACACGUCGCCCUUCACCCUCUUCCCGCAGGGCAGACCCUGACCGCCGGCCGGCUACGGGGGAUGCGCAUAACCAUCUAUCGGUGACGGCCCCGACCUCUCUAGAUGCGGACCGGCCGACCCUGACGCCGCCACCGCCGUCGUCGCCCAGGGCCGAUCUCCUCUCCUCGCCGACAGUAACGCCCAGAGCCGCACCAACCUUGGUACGACUACCCAGCAUCUCCAGCAUACCCUCGCUCUCGCUCUCAGCAGCCAAUCCCUCCGCCGACGAGGGGAGCUCGGCUGCGACCCUGCCCCAGCUCUCCGUUCCUACCCUACCGUCAGACGGACCGUCUCUGGCCCCGGUGACGACAACGUCCAUGGCGCCGCCACCACUACCGCCGGCCCGCCGUCCACCCACCCUAAAUAGCCUCCCUACCCACGGCUCCUCUCCAUCGUCCCCUUCUCUUCUGAGCGUCUCCCCUUCCAGCCGGCCUUCGCCCUUUCCCAGCCGGCAGCAGCCCAACUCCCAAGGCCGCGAUCGCCAGUCCGGCUCGUCGACUCUCGCCCCGCCCCCCACGCACUCAACUCGCCCUUCUAAGCCCUCGCGCAAGGUCACCCUCGAGCCGGGACGCUCGCCUCUCGAUUGGGCACGCCUCGCCAACCACCCGACCGCCGACCUGCGGGGCCUCGGUCCCGGUGCCCCUUACCUGCGCGUCACCCCCAGCAUACUGCGGCGCCAGACCGGCCGCAAGGGCAAGGACGCCUGGACCGUCCUCGGCGGCCGCGUAUACAACAUCUCCCCCUACCUCCCCUUCCACCCUGGUGGCGAGCCCGAGCUGCUGCGAGCCGCCGGCCGCGACGGGUCCAAGCUGUUUGGCGAGAUUCACCCCUGGGUGAACUACGAGACCAUGCUCGCCAGUUGUCUGGUCGGACUGUUGGUCGAGGAGCACGAAGCCAAGAGCACCGGGGAAAUGGAUGCUAUGGAUUGAUCUGACCACGCAGGACCAUGAACUGUGAACCCACAGCAAAUAAUUAUCGGAUCGUGUAUUUAAUUAAGAGGGUUUAUAUAAACUGGGGGACGGCGUGCCUAUGUUGGGUUCA
This is a messenger RNA of Durotheca rogersii, 1298 nucleotides long. RefSeq lists its product as uncharacterized. The record is from RefSeq and is a predicted model, not a curated record. Bases 92 to 1186 code for a protein of 364 amino acids. Gene Ontology annotation, molecular function: heme binding. Lineage: Eukaryota; Fungi; Ascomycota; Sordariomycetes; Xylariales; Xylariaceae. The transcript is spliced from 2 exons.